AUGUGUGCCCUCUGCUGGAACAUCCGCGGCUUCGGCCAUGAUGGCCGCCGCCGCCAACUCAUCGAGUACAUGCGUGAUGAACACAUUGACAUUGUCGCCAUCCAAGAAACCAUGCGCACGGAAUUCUCCCUCCCUGAGCUCGACCGUCUUAGCCCCCACCUCUUCGCCUGGCAUUGGCUCCCUUCUAGUGGGAGCUCGGGCCAUUCCGGUGGCAUCCUGUUAGGCGUGAAGGAUGCCACCUUUGAGGCCGGCGGUAUGGACCGGGGACAAUUCUUUGUUAGCAUGGAACUUUAUGAACGCUCCCUCAACUUCAAGUGGGAGGUUACUAUUGUCUACGGCCCCGCCGACCAUAGCCGGUCGGCCUCCUUCCUUGAGGAGCUCCACCGGAAGGUCUCGGCUGCUUCGCUUCCGGUGGUGGUUGGGGGCGAUUUUAACCUCCUACGUUUCGCGGAGGACAAGAGCAAUUCGCACGUCAACUUUGCCCGUAUGCAAAUGUUCAAUGACUGCAUUGCUGACCUUGGGCUCCGCGAAAUAGAUAGGGUUGGUGCCAGGUUCACCUGGACCAACCGUCAGGCCGCUCCGACCUAG
Molecule: messenger RNA, 588 nt
Organism: Aegilops tauschii subsp. strangulata
Lineage: Eukaryota; Viridiplantae; Streptophyta; Magnoliopsida; Poales; Poaceae
Molecular function (GO): catalytic activity
Source: RefSeq, a predicted model, not a curated record